CGGCUGUAUAUCUGGGUGAAACAUGGCUUCGGUUCGAGAGAAACACAACUCUGGACUGAGAUUCGUUCAUUAAACCAACGUGUGACUUUAGACAGAUAUAAAGACAGCAUUUCGAGGGAAUCUACAGAGAAGAUGAGCAGAAUAUAAGACUGAACCGAGCCUGUGAGAAGACAGCAUCGCAGUCUUCAGUACCAAAGCAUGACGGGUGUUCUGCGAAGCUCCAAACACAGACCCGGUAUGAAGCGCCCUCGGAACCAGCCUUACAGGGUUUUCGAUUAUCAACAUGUCCCGGUGUCUGUGACGUGUGACUUUGCUCCUUUCGGACGGACGUGUUCCUCUCUCUCUCCAUCUUCUGCAGACCUCCGGCAAAGCAGAGACAAACCUCAGAGCAAACACAAGUCCCGGAGGAGAGGGACCCAGCUAAGAAUGGAGGAGCUCAUGUGCAUUAAGAAGGAACUGACCGUGAUUAAAUCACAGAUAGAUGAGCUGCUGGACAGUCUGGAGCAGAUGGACCCUCAAAACCAAGAGCUGUGCGGAGACAGUGUGGCGUUCUCUCCGCUCCACGGCUCUGUGAGCAGUGCGGACGACUCAUCUGGUAGCUCUCCUCCCUCGAGGACCGACAGAGAGACACAGAGUCCACAGACAGCAGUCAACAGUGAUGAAUACAGACAACAUGUUAAUGACUAUGAACCAGAUUUGUUCUACAUGUAAAGACUUCAGACACGCCAAGUUAUUUGGGAAAAGCCACGGGAUUAAUCUGUGAUGGUGUAAAGAACAGGACCAUUAUAAACGAGGAGAGAUGUUUGGACAAUUUCCACUGAUCUGCUGACAGCUUCAUCUUGUAAACUAAACAUGAGCGCAGAGCUGAAUGAUGUCAGCUCGUAUCUUUAUGAGUUCAGUGAUGGACUGAUGCUGAAAUACUCAUUGAUUUCAGCUUGAAGUGUUUGAAUCUGGUUUGAAUCCAGUUCAGGAUGAUCUGUGUCCUAUGAACAGACCGAAACAAAGUCAACUGCUGCAUUUGGUUGUCAAACGCUGCUGCUGAUUUUAUGACUUAUUGUGUUACUGGUGUUUUUCCAUGAUUUCAAUCAGUAAAGUACCGACACGAUAAUAUUGAAACACAGACACACCAUGUUAUUGCAAAUAUCCUACAUACAUAAUUUUAUGAUAUGUACGCAAUAGUUAUGGGUCACUGAUAUGGGUUAUUAAACGGCUGAUGCCAAUAACGAUAUCUAAAUAAAUCUAUAUCAACUGAUAACCCCAUACAUGACCCUGAGAUUUACAAAUUAAUUAAAUUAUGUUAAUUAAAUGUAUGUGAGAUUUAAGAUUUAUAUUUAAAACACUUAUCUGAACCCAAAUGUCAUUUACCAUCGGCUCAUCCAUCAAUAUGGCCAAUUUAGUUUCAUGACUAGAUUUAUGAUCAGCUUAUGUCAUUUUUUUCAUGUAAAAAUGUAGCACUUAUCAAAACCGUUCUUUGAAAUAAGGCAUAACAUGGUAAAGCGGUUUCCCGCUGCAUGAUUGUGUAUCUUUCGUAAUAGAUAGCCUAUCUGUGAUUAUGUCAAAUAUAAUGGGAAUGCUACAUUGGUUUGUAUCACACAAUUUUGAAUGUAUUCACCAAUCGAAAUAAAAAUACAUUCAUGUAUAGUA
Pimephales promelas (fathead minnow) is the source of this 1644-nucleotide messenger RNA. RefSeq lists its product as uncharacterized. The record is from RefSeq and is a predicted model, not a curated record. NCBI's taxonomy places the organism in Eukaryota, Metazoa, Chordata, Actinopteri, Cypriniformes, Leuciscidae.